Messenger RNA from Prorocentrum cordatum, 741 nucleotides. NCBI's taxonomy places the organism in Eukaryota, Dinophyceae, Prorocentrales, Prorocentraceae. The record is from the annotation of a GenBank genome assembly.
AUGCGCUGGCCGAGCACGGGCAAGGGCAAGAGCAAGAGUGCGGCCGACGCGAGCAAGAGCAAGAGUGCGGCCUCGCCGACGGGCAAGAGCAAGAGUGCGGCCUCGCCAAGCGGCAAGAGAAAGAGCGCGGUCUCGCCGAGCGGCAAGGGCAAGAACAAGAGUGCGGCCUCGCCGAAGGGUGGCAAGGGCAAGAGCCAGAGUGCGGACACGCCGACGCCGACGGGUGGCAAGGGCAAGAGCAAGAGUGCGGGUUCGCCGACGCCGACGGGCAAAGGCAAGAGCAAGAGUGCGGGCUCGCCGACGCCGACGGGCAAGGGCAAGGGCAAGGACAAGGUCGUCGAGACGGCGCUCAAGAGGCCAGCGGCUGCGGGCAAGGGCAAGGACAAGGGAACGAGCAAGACGGCGCUCAAGAUGCCCGCGGCCAAGGCGAACGCGGAUGAGGCUCCCGAGGAGAACUGGCACCUUGAGACUGCCUCCUACGAGGUUCUGGGCGACCUCGUGACGCUGAAGAAGAAUCGGAGGGAGUACGAGAAGAUCACGGAGGCCAAGUGGCAGUGGAAGUCCGAUAAGAAGUGGUGCAUGUUCGUGAUGCUGACGGACAGGAUGGCGCUCCCGCUGGUGGAGCCUCUCGGGGCGGGGUCGUCAGCCGAGGCAGGGGCUGUCGUGAUCCACCGCGUGUUCACGCGGGCCGUCAAGUACAAGGUCGACAACAAGGGCGCGGCCGAGCAGAUCCGCGCCGAG